Bursaphelenchus xylophilus (pine wood nematode) is the source of this 597-nucleotide messenger RNA. NCBI's taxonomy places the organism in Eukaryota, Metazoa, Nematoda, Chromadorea, Rhabditida, Aphelenchoididae. The record is from the annotation of a GenBank genome assembly.
AUGGCCAAAUUACCGUUGAAAAGUGAGUUUUAUCAUUUUUAUUUUAUACUUGCUCUUUAGAUGCUCGUCCCAAGUCUUACGAACAGAAAUUGGAAGAAAGGAGACGCCGGCUGAAGAAUCUAGAAGUCCCCGUGGUCGUGUCGAUGCCUGGAGGGGAAAGCGACGAUGAGCCAGCAGAGCAGAUAACCAAAAAAGAAGAGAAUCCGCUGGACUUUGAUAAAGAACCUUCUCCAUUGCCUGAAGUUGUGCUAAAACCAAAGAAAGAGAAGACAACAAAGAAAGUCGUCAAGAAGGUGGCUCAAGGAGAAUACAAAGUUGUUGUUGGGUAAGUUAUACUAAUUUUUUUUGAAUUCUUCUGUGUUUAGUGAAAGUGAAUUCAAAGUGAUGACAGCAAAAGCAAAGCCAUUAGCUCAACCAGCAGCCACAUCUUACCGAGAGUCCAUAUUAGAGUUGACGACAGCCAGAAAGAAGAGACACAGCGGUCGUAAGUCGAGAUUGCUUUUAAAUCCUUUUCUUGGUUGGCUUGCCUAGUACAAUAUUAUUUUAGUGGUAAAAAUUCGGAGUCAUGUGGAUAAAUGGGUUAAUCGUCGCGUAUGA